Molecule: messenger RNA, 2509 nt
Organism: Physcomitrium patens
Lineage: Eukaryota; Viridiplantae; Streptophyta; Bryopsida; Funariales; Funariaceae
Cellular component (GO): chloroplast
Source: RefSeq, a predicted model, not a curated record
CAAUGGCUAUGGCGUCUCACUGAGACCGUGGCCACCCUACACUCCACGUUUCUCCCUUCCUUGUCGUGUCUUCGCCCUGCCCCAGGCACCGAGCUUUUUGCCCAGCUGGGUUUGGUGCUGUUUCGAGAAUUUACGGACAUUUGGUAGUAUUCGGGGUAGGACAGCAGAGUGUGGCGAGCACGAGAGUCUAGAGUUGAUUUAGCGCUUUGGAAGCGGAGGAACAGCGUUUUUCAUUUGGGUUUUUUGUGUUGUUCAGGUUGUUUUGAGGGUUGUUCAAGUGGGUUUUUAUUAUUUUAUUUUGUUUUUAUUUUAUUGAGGAGGAAAAGGUUUUUGGAAUUAGGGCUGAUUUGAGUGGGGAUUGCGUUGUGGGUUGCACUCCUGGGAGUGCGAGGAUGGGGUUUGAUUUCGGUAGAGGAGGGAGGGUUUGUGAUGACAAGAUCUCCGAGGGCGUGGAGCUGUGCCCGUUCUUGAGGAACAUUGGUGUGACGACUAGCUUUGCCUUCUCCAAUCUGAAGUUCCCUGUUCCUGCUCCUACGAGAGCAGGCCGCGGUCCAAUUUUCGAGGAUGGGCCAGGUUUUGAGAACUCCUUUCGCCUGUUCCACGGCAAGGAUGGUGUCGUGCCUUUGAAACGGGCGUCGGGAGAGCAGAACGCGCGGUCAUUCACUGAGACACUUGACGCGGAGGAUCUGAGUUUCCAUCCGUUGUCUGCUCGCGCUGCCACCAUCAGCUUGUCGUCGUUCGGAGCAGGGGGGCCAUUCGGAUUUGAUGGGUUCAUGGCAAGGCAGAAUGCGAAGAAGCCGAAGGAGAAGAAGCCAAAGAAGGAGACGGAGCCUGAGAAGAAGCGUCGGUCGAAAUUGGAGUCUCAUAUGCACGAGGCGAUGGGGAGCGAAUGGCUAGCGACGGGGCAGUGCCCGAUCGCAAAGUCGUUCCGCGCCGUGAGUGGCGUGUUACCGCUGGUGUCAAAGCUGUUGCCAAAGCUGCCGCAAGGAAUGAAGUACAGGUGCCCGCCAGCGAUAGUGGCAGCGAGAGCGGCGCUGGCUCGAACGGAAGCAGUGAAAGCACUGAGACCGCAAGCGCUGCCAACAAAGGUGUUAGCAAUCGGGAUGGUAGGAAUGGCACUGAACGUGCCGCUGGGAGUGUGGCGAGAGCACACGAAGAAGUUUUCUCCGCAAUGGUUUCUGGCUGUGCAUGCGACGAUCCCGUUCAUCGCAAUGCUGAGGAAAGCGGUGGUGAUGCCGAAAUAUGCGAUAGCGUUCACAAUAGGGUCUGCAAUACUGGGUCAGGCAGUGGGAGCUCGUGCUGAGAGGAUUCGUUUAGCCAAGCUCAAAUCCUUAGAUGAGCAGCCCCAAGAGACAUCUAUGGAUUCCCAGGUGUCCGAGUCUUUACCCAUGUCAUCAACCAUCCAUUUUUCUUCUGUUGUCUCGGAAUCGGCUAUCGAAGAUAUUCCGAAAGAGAACAAGGAGAGGUUGACUCCUGUCCCUCUCACUUUGCAAUGUAGUUCGGAGAGCCUUUCUGACCGCUCCAUGAGUUCCUUUUCGUUACCUGUGAGCGUGAGCUGAUUCCUCGUAGAUUUUCUAACAUGGCCCUGUCGGUAGUCUUAGUUGUCUUCUUGACUUCUGAAUGCAUCGUAUCGAGGUGUAUAGAAGGUUAAGAGUGGGUAUAGUUAGAUACUGGUGGGGAGAUUCAUACCGUAGUUGCAAAUGAUGCAUUUCAUACGUGGCUCAGAGUCACCAUCUGUGUCAUCCAAUAAUUUUUCGACCCUUGGGGUUUGACUGGUCAUGUUUCACUGGCAUUUGACCUCCGUACAACAUCUGCAUUUGUACCAUAUCUAUUAUAACUUCGAACUGAAGUGGUAGAAUUGCUACAUUUCUUUGGUCAUGUGUUUAUCAAAAUUUAUGGAUUAGUUUCAUAAGCGUAGACAGAAGUAUGGGUGUACCCCGCCAGCUGCCCUGUACAUUCAUAUGAAGAUUCGGAGUGCAUAAUACUGUAGGGAAUACUGGGGCGACGUUGGCUUUGAACGUGUUGGAUACGCAUCAGUGGCUCAUGGUGUUGGAUGCAUGCAGUUCUAGUAGUAGACAAUGCAUCAGACGACACGAAAACUAUGGGUCAUAAGUCUUCAUGAGAUUUUUAUACUUUGAAGCUGACCAAGAAAAAUCAAGAAAACACGUCGCUUCUUGUAAACUCUUGAUCCGGCCCGACUGCUACACCAUUCCAUGAAGGUUCGUGAGUUUGUAAGGCAUGACGCCUUCCCUGUAUCAAAGUUCAAAGAAAGAGAGAAACCCCUGUGCUCAUUGCUAACAGAGACUAAAUAGAGAGCUUAGAUGAUUAAUAUGUUGCUCUAGAAGAAGCUUUUCUUCCCUCCUAUGCAUUCUGCUCUUAUAGCCAGCCUUUGUGAGAGAUUUCGUUGGUUCAGAAUGGUUGAUUUGUUGCUCUUAGUAUAGUACCUAAAAGCUUUAUGUCAGAAUAUGAUGCUGGUUCGUAUUUCAAUAUGCAGGAAAAUUUGUCUUUA